UAAUUUACUUUUCUUAGAACUAUUUUGAUUGGCAUCAUCAGGCCUGAGAGCACAGUGAAUGUCAGCAUCUAAGAUUCCACUUUUCAAAAUGAAGGGCCUGAUUCUGUUCCUGUCCCUAGUGAAAAUGAGCCUGGCAGUGCCGGCAUUUCCUCAACAACCUGGGGCUCCAAACAUGGCACCUCCUGGCAUGGCUAGUUUGAGCCUUGAGACAAUGAGACAGUUGGGGAGCUUGCAGGGACUCAAUGCGCUUUCUCAGUAUUCCAGACUCGGCUUCGGGAAAGCACUUAAUACUUUAUGGCUGCAUGGUCUCCUCCCACCGCAUAGCUCUUUUCCAUGGAUAAGACCAACAGAACACGAAACCCAACAGUAUGAAUAUUCUUUGCCUGUGCAUCCCCCACCUCUCCCAUCACAGCCAUCCCUGCAGCCUCACCAGCCAGGACUGAAACCCUUCCUCCAGCCCACUGCAGCAACUGGUGUCCAGGUCACACCCCAGAAGCCAGGGCCUCAGCCUCCAAUGCACCCUGGACAGCUGCCCUUGCAGGAAGGAGAACUGACAGCAGCAGAUGAUCAGCCGCAGGACGUGCCAGCAGAGAACACACCAGCACCUGAGGUCCCACUAAUGGACUUUGCUGAUCCACAGUUUCCAACAGUGUUCCAGAUAGCCCGUUCCAUAUCUCGGGGACCAAUGGCACACAAUAAACCAUCAGCUUUUUACCCAGGAAUGUUUUACAUGUCUUAUGGAGCAAACCAAUUGAAUGCUCCUGCCAGAAUUGGCUUCAUGAGUUCAGAAGAAAUGCCUGGAGGAAGAGCAAAUCCCAUGGCCUAUGGAACUCUGUUCCCAGGAUUUGGAGGCUUCAGGCAAACCCUUAGGGGACUGAAUCCCAAUUCACCCAAAGGCGGAGACUUCACUGUGGAAGUAGAUUCUCCGGUUUCCGUAACCAAAGGCCCUGAGAAGGGAGAGGGUCCAGAAGGCUCUCCGCUGCAAGAGGCCAAUCCAGGCAACCGGGAAAACCCAGCUCUCCUUUCACAAAUGGCACCUGGUGCCCAUGCAGGACUCCUUGCUUUCCCCAAUGACAUUCCCAGCAUGGCAAGGGGUCCUGGAGGCCAAAGGCAGGAACUCUUUGGGGUCACCCCUGCAGCUGCUGACCCACUGAUCACCCCCGAAUUAGCAGAUGUUUAUGAAAGCUAUGGAGCUGAUGCUACCACACCCCUAGGUGAUGGAGAAGCAACCGUGGAUAUCACCAUGUCCCCAGACACUCAGCAGCCACUGAUGCCUGGAAACAAAGUGCACAACGCCUGGCGUUUCCAAGAGCCCUGAUGAUCUUGAGAUAGCCGCUACUUUGUGUCUGCACAAGCUUUCCAGCUUUGUCCCCAUAGCUACCUUGAUGCUAAA
Messenger RNA from Microtus ochrogaster (prairie vole), 1393 nucleotides. RefSeq names its product ameloblastin (gene Ambn). Gene Ontology annotation, biological process: odontogenesis of dentin-containing tooth; cell adhesion. The record is from RefSeq and is a predicted model, not a curated record. Gene Ontology annotation, molecular function: growth factor activity; structural constituent of tooth enamel. Lineage: Eukaryota; Metazoa; Chordata; Mammalia; Rodentia; Cricetidae.